Messenger RNA from Osmerus eperlanus (European smelt), 792 nucleotides. RefSeq names its product Cyclin-dependent kinases regulatory subunit 2-like. NCBI's taxonomy places the organism in Eukaryota, Metazoa, Chordata, Actinopteri, Osmeriformes, Osmeridae. Bases 206 to 436 code for a protein of 76 amino acids. Gene Ontology annotation, molecular function: protein kinase binding; ubiquitin binding; histone binding. Gene Ontology annotation, cellular component: cyclin-dependent protein kinase holoenzyme complex; SCF ubiquitin ligase complex. The transcript is spliced from 3 exons. The record is from RefSeq and is a predicted model, not a curated record. Gene Ontology annotation, biological process: regulation of mitotic cell cycle.
UUCGCGCACAGAGCAUGAGCUUGAGAAUGCUGGUCAUAUGAUAUGUUCAUCCAAUCAGAAGCAUGAAAUAGCUUUGUAACCGUAGGUUUCAAAUCUUAUCGUUAGCAGCAAGGCAAACCUGUGUUAAAGUGGCAGUCGUUACUUCUUAUUUUAUCACAAGCUAGCUUUUGUUGAACCUCACCACUGGUAGCGUUUAAUUGAUAACAUGGCCCACAAACAAAUCUACUACUCAGACAAAUAUAACGACGAGCAUUAUGAGUACAGACACGUUGUGUUGCCUAGGGAGCUAGCCAAACAAGUACCGAAAUCACACCUGAUGACCGAGGAUGAGUGGAGAAGACUUGGUGUGCAACAAUCACUUGGAUGGGUACACUACAUGAUACAUGAGCCUGAGCCUCACAUCUUGCUGUUUAGAAGGCCUUUACCGAAGCACUGAUUGAACAUUGAUGCUGUCUUUCUGGAACAUUCCUAGCUGAGAAUGUAGUAUUCAGUGAAUACUUGCCAACGUUCACAUUGCUGUCAGCUGUGCAUUAGCUGGAUUUUUCUCAGCAACAAGAGCUCAGUUGGAUUUUGUGGAAAAUAUUGUUGCUGUCAUGGGUUUGGAGUAUAAGGGCUAAUAUUUUCAGAUAUAACUGUAUACUACAAUACGUGCCUCUAGUAAUAUUGUUUUAUGGUAAAAUAAAGUUAUUUUGUCAUAUCAGUGCAAUAGGUAUAUCCACAGAUGUUUGGUCAUAACUGGUUUUGCAACUUGAUUCACAUACUGUUUUUUCCUUUCUCACUAUGAUCUAUAGG